Messenger RNA from Spinacia oleracea (spinach), 1384 nucleotides. RefSeq lists its product as uncharacterized. The transcript has 2 exons. Lineage: Eukaryota; Viridiplantae; Streptophyta; Magnoliopsida; Caryophyllales; Amaranthaceae. The record is from RefSeq and is a predicted model, not a curated record. The coding region runs from base 461 to 1177 and encodes 238 amino acids.
AAAUUGCCUUCAAAACCUUGCCAUCUCCUUCCUACUCUCCGCCCAUGCCAUACCAUUACCACCGCCAAAAACUAUAAGUGUUGACUGAAAUUCGACGGAGUUUAUGUCGAUACGUCAAUGGAUACACCCAAUAUUUAUACAUAGUAGAUGGUGUUGUCAAUAUCCGUGGCAUAAAAGUCAACUUUUCCCAUUACAAAAUCAAUUAAUUUGUUCUUUAGGAAUCUGAUCCAUUUAUAGGCUACUCUGAAGAAGAAGACGACUGAAUAAUUGAGUGCUCUGAAGAGGAUGAUGAUGUAAUUUUCAGCACUGGGAUUGAGAUCCACCUGUUCCAAGUUCCCAUCUUGGUUUUUGUUGCCAUUUCAAUUGUCCAACAGCUAAGGAUGGCGGUUGCACACCAGGUGUUCGAUGAAAUGCCAAUAUCAACUGGUCGAUUUUUCUCUGCAUUUUUCAGGGAAAAUCAAUGGCUAUUAACUUUGCUAGUAAAGAGGAAGGCAGCUUUCGAAUCACAACAAACUCGGAAGGUUGGAAAUAUCCUAAGGUACCCGUUGAUGAAGUUUACAAUAGUACUCAUAACACUAUGAUGAAUUCUGAGUUUCUUUUUGGCCCUUCUCGUUGGUCAAAAGCUAAAAAACUAUUUAGGGUUUUCCCAAGCUAUUAUGUAAAAGAUUUUGAAAAAACCAUCGUACUGAAAGCAAAUGACCAGGAUGUAACCCUUAAAUUACUAAAAAGUCGUAAGAAGUUUCCAAAUAAUGGAUACGUGCACUUAGGUCUGGUUCAAAUAGCUAUUAAGCCACUCGUAAGUGAUAUUUUAGGAGAUCCAGAUCCAGAUCCAGUAAUUGUGUGCCUUAGAGAUGCUAGGUUCCUUACCCUCGAAAAUUCUUUGUUAUCAGUUGUGGAAUCAGAUCUAGCUCAGGGUCCUUUCUAUUUUAACCGUUGCCCUGGUUAUACAAUUCCUUGGAAAGAUCGUGAAAUCCUUACCUUAAACAUUAUGACGGGUGGAGUACCUUUGGCAUUGACAUACAGGGUAGUGUAUAAGGUAUCGAAGGAUAUAACCUUAGAUCUAAGGAAGUCCAUUCUGGGAGAAACAACUUAUUUUCAACCUAUGGCUACUACUCAAACUGAAAGCACUACUAAAUGGGAUGAGGUGCAAUUUCCAGAGUCGUGGGAUCGUGUGUAAACUUUAAGGUAUGUUGUUUCAAGUUUGAUUUCAGUUUCUGUAAAUCUCUUAGAAAGAUUGUGAAGGAUGGAUUAGUAGUUGGAAUUGGUGUGUUUGUUCAAUUGCAGCCCCUUUAAUUUGUGAUUUUGAGCAUGUUAUCUCAAAGAAUUUGUAAUUUUAAUUUUACAAUAGAACUGAAAUUGAUUGCAUUGUUUAGUAGAUUGGUAA